Messenger RNA from Pelodiscus sinensis (Chinese soft-shelled turtle), 773 nucleotides. Lineage: Eukaryota; Metazoa; Chordata; Testudines; Trionychidae. The record is from RefSeq and is a predicted model, not a curated record.
CUCCCUAUUAUGGAGGUGCCGUAUGUACCAUCAAGUACCAAGCAAGUUGAGAAUGUUAUGUCGCUGCUGAAAGGACGUGCCGGAAAGAUGGUGGAUUUAGGAUCAGGAGAUGGCAGAAUUGUAUUAGAAGCAUAUAAACAAGGUUUCAGACCAGCUGUUGGCUAUGAACUCAACCCCUGGCUUUUGACACUCUCCAACUACCGCGCCUGGAGAACUGGAUGUUAUGGAAAGGUAUUCUACCAACGGCAAGAUCUAUGGAAGGUGAACCUAUGUGACUGCAACAAUGUGUCUGUGUUCCUGGCUCCCAGUGUGCUACCUCUCCUAGAGACAAAACUGCUUGCAGAACUGCCGGAUGAGGCUCGUGUGGUGUCUGGACGCUUUCCCUUUCCUACCUGGAUGCCAACCAUCAGUGUUGGAGAGGGUAUAAACCAAAGCUGGGCCUAUGACAUCAAGACUGUACGGCAAAUAGAGCACAGCAAAGCUGAGGGAAACCCAGAAUGAGUAAACCCAGGUGUAGCUGAGGUUUACAGGACAACAGUUUGGAAGCCGCUGUAGACGAGGGCCCCUCAGAAUGACGUGAAGGGUAAAUGUGCCUGCUCAGCUGAAUAGACCAGCAAGCAUUGGGAGGCAGCAGAGAAGGAGUCUGCAAUGAGCAGGGAGGGGUGGUGAUUUGUCAAACUUUACCCUAGGUGCGCUGGCAUCUCUAGAAUCAAAAUUCUGGGGAGCCUUUGAGCUGGGAAGUUGGAACUGUCGAAAACAAGAGCCGAAUCUUU